UCUGCCCAGCCGUUGGCUCAGCCGCUAUCGCAGCGGAUCAGACUUGGCCGGAGGGAGGUGCGAAUACUUCACUUCGGAGCAAAUUCUCGCCGUUUUGUUUGUUUUGCAGCUUUUUCGUAGCGUUUCCCUCCACGUUAGCGGGUCGCCAGCGCUUGUUCCAGGAUGGUUAAAGUGUCUUUUAAUUCGGCCCUGGGGCAGAAAGAUGUGAAAAAGGACGCCGAAACUCUUAUCCCCGAGGAGGACAAAGAUGCGGAGGCAGCUCUGCUGGUGCGCCACCAGUCCCGGGCCUGGUGCUGGUGCAUGUGCCUGGGUCUGGCUCUCAUGCUGUCAGGAGUGGUGGUCGGAGGAGCCUACCUGUACCGCUACUACAUCCUGGAGGUGAGAAACCAGCCACGACAAGGGUGGGAAAGUACCUCCUACAGCAGUGAGGACGGCCAGGUGUUUGUGUGCGGGGUGAACUACCGUGAGGAGGACUACAUGAUCCGGGAGGAAGAGGAGGUGGAGGUGGAGCUUCCAAGCCAGUUCCACCUGCGGCAGUUGGAGGAGAGGAUCCGGGUGCUGGAGAGCGAGCAGGUGGAGCUCAUCAACGUCCCUGUGCCCGAGUUCGAUGACGGAGACCCAGCAGACAUCGUCCACGACUUCCAGCGGGGGUUGACUGCAUACCUGGAUCUGAGUCUGAACAAGUGCUACGUCAUCCCGCUCAACACCUCCAUCGUCAUGCCUCCCAGAGACUUCCUGGAGCUGCUCAUCAACGUCAAGGCCGGCACCUACCUGCCUCAGUCUUACCUGGUCCACGAGGAGAUGAUGGUGACCGAGCGCCUGGAGCAGGUCGACCAGCUCGGCUACUUCAUCUACAGCCUCUGCCAAGGCAAAGACACCUACAAGCUGCAGCGCAGAGACAGGAUCCUGGGCAUGCAGAAGCGUGAGGCUCUGAACUGCCACAAGAUCCGUCACUUCGAGAACAAGUUUGUGGUGGAGACUCUGAUUUGUGAGCCUUAAGACACCUCGUCGCCUCACAACUGCUCUUAAAGUCACUGGCGUGCAGUGAGAUUGUGUUUUUUUUUUUUUUCCUCUGUCCUUUACUUCAGGUAGUUUGAGUGAGUGAGAGGAGUGAAAUGUGAAGCUGUUUGGUAAAUAUUCAUUGAUUGUGAAAUAAAAAGGUGAAGAGUCAUGUAUUUUUCCACUUUCUGUACGGGGGUCUUCUUGGAAUUGUUAUCUUUCAGAAAAUAACUAGCUAAAAGUCAACUCAGUAUAAAAUAGUAAAUUAUUUUAAUCCAAAUUAACUGCAGUUAUAGCAUGACUAUAUGUUUUAAUAGACAUGGGUAAAUUUACAGUUUGUCUUUUCUCUCAGUCCAAACGUAAAAUUCUAAGAGAGAGGGCAACUUUUGUACCACUCAUCCGGGUUUUUGAAACUCAUCAGUCCAGUGAGACUGUGGGGUUUUUCCUUUUUUUUUUUUUUGUAUUUUGUCUGCUGUAGCUAUUAAUACACUGCACCUGUUCCUUCUUAAGUGGAAAAUGGUCUUAAAAUAAGAGUGUGGGCAUGUGUCUCUCUUGUUUAGCUUUAAAACAUGUUUGUAGAAGUGCCGAGUAAGAAAACAGGAAACAAAGAAUCAAAUUCACCGCAGAGAGAAUUGACGGGAAACACGCUUGUGUUAAAAUCAUUUUCGUGAGGGUUGUCUGUCUUUUUUGAAUGUGUAAUUUUUUGGAUAACUCUUCUUCUUGUACUAAUUUGUGUAUAUAAUCUCUUUAAAGAUAUGACCAGACCAACACAAUAAAGAAAACAGAAAAAACAACUGUUGUCUGUUUUUAA
This is a messenger RNA of Xiphias gladius (swordfish), 1810 nucleotides long. Its product is annotated as integral membrane protein 2B-like. Gene Ontology annotation, biological process: negative regulation of amyloid precursor protein biosynthetic process. The coding region runs from base 163 to 999 and encodes 278 amino acids. Gene Ontology annotation, molecular function: amyloid-beta binding. The record is from RefSeq and is a predicted model, not a curated record. NCBI's taxonomy places the organism in Eukaryota, Metazoa, Chordata, Actinopteri, Istiophoriformes, Xiphiidae. Gene Ontology annotation, cellular component: plasma membrane; Golgi apparatus; extracellular exosome. The transcript has 7 exons.